Molecule: messenger RNA, 2001 nt
Organism: Cuscuta europaea
Lineage: Eukaryota; Viridiplantae; Streptophyta; Magnoliopsida; Solanales; Convolvulaceae
Source: the annotation of a GenBank genome assembly
GUUUUUUACAAUUUUUUAUUAAUCGCUACAUUUUUUAGAUGGAUCGUCCUAGAUAUUCGGUUGAUAUGGGUAACCUCGAGCGCAACCGAACGAAAGAGCUUGCGAGGAAGAGAUCCCGCAAAGGUAAAUCACAUAUCGGCUCUUCAUCUCAAAGUCAAGAUGAUUUUGAUACGGGUUACGUAAGGAGGGAUGGGGAUGCGAUGACCGACGAACAACUAGAACAAGAAUUGCACCGACAUAAUUCCCGCUUUUUUCAAGACCAACCGAGGACCAUUGACGAAGAAGAGCUCGAGGACGAGGACGACGAUGUGGAGGAAGCAAUUCCGGAGAGCCACGACGACGAGGAGGAGGAGGGUGGCGGCAGCCAUGACGCCGACCAAGCAGCCUCAUCCCAAACAGGUACUAAAAAAAGUAAAUCUGAAUUAAUGGCUAAUAAUUUUUCUAAGUGGAAGGACCCGAACACCGGGAAUUGGACCGCAACUUGCAAUUGGUGCAAGAAAAACUAUAGCUUGGGGAUUUUCGGCGGAUACGGAUCCGCCACAAGACACCUUAAGUCCAAACACCCGGUGGAGUAUGCAAAAUUAGGCGGCGGAACGGGGAAGCAAACGCAAAUAUCGAGGUUUGCAAAUAACCAACAAGCUUUUGGUAAUUUCUCAUACAAUGAUGCACAAAAUUUGACAGGUAUGGCUAACUUACUUGUUGAAGAAAAUUUGCCUUAUUUGUUUUCUGAAAGUCUUGCUUUUCGUGAUUAUGCACAAACUUGUUUAAAUCCGCAAUAUAGAGGUUAUAGUCGCAAAACGGUUAAGAAAGAAAUUUCAAGGCUUUAUGGUGCGGAAAAGGUAAGGUUACAAAAUUAUUUUGCAAACUUUGAUGGACGUGUUACUGUAUGUUCUGACAUAUGGGAGGAUACUUAUCAUAAUUUACAUUAUUUGGGUCUGACUGUACAUUAUAUUGAUAAUGAUUGGCAUAUGCAUAAACGUGUUCUUGCUUUCCGUGAAUUUAAUGAUCGUCACACCGCUGAACAUAUUUAUAUUUUGAUUGAACGUAUUUUAAUUGAGUAUAAUUUAAUUGAUAAGGUGUUUGCUAUUGGUUUUGAUAAUGCUACUAAUAAUACUGUUGCUAUUCCUAGAUUGCGUGAAUUGUGUGGUUCUACUUCUUUGAUGGGUAGAUUUUUUCAUCAACGAUGUGCAUGUCAUGUUCUAAAUUUAUGUGUGCAAGAUGGUCUAAAAGCGUUGGGAGCAUCGUUGGAGGUAGUCAAGGGGGGGAUUAGACGUAUUUGGGGUAAUGGACAACUUAGGAAAAAAUGGCAUGAUUAUUUGAUAGAAAGAGGUGAGAGAUAUGUGGCUUUUCCAAAAGAUUUGUCUAUUCGUUGGAAUAGUACCUAUAAGUUAAUUGGAGUUCUUCUUAGAUAUAAACAACAUUUUCCUGCUUUUAUGAAACAAUAUGAUAACUAUAUUAUAAACUCGGCUGAGAUCGACACCUGUGAAAAAAUUUGUAAUGCUUUGAUAUAUUUUAAUAAUGCAACUGAAACUUUUAGUCAUGUUUAUAAACCUACUUCAAACCAAUUUAUUCGUGAAGUUGUUAAUCUCGCCGGUGCUUUUUCAAAUUUUGAGAAUGCUGAUUAUGUGAGUUAUUUUGCUGGUUUUAUGAAGGAAAAGUUUUUAAAAUAUUAUUCACAUAUUCCGCAUAUUUAUGGUAUUGCAUUUGUUCUCGAUCCUCGUUUUAGACUUGGUUCUUUAGAAGAAUGUUUGAAUUAUUAUUAUGCUGCUUUUUUUGGUCCAUUGCCAAUGUAUGAGAACAACCCAAUUGAUCCGAAAAAAGAAUACAACGAGAAGAUGAUGAUUUUGACGUACUAAACUGGUGGAAGGGAAAAGAAAGAAUGUUCCCGGUUUUAGCAAAGAUGGCUAAGCAAGUGCUAUCAAUGCCGGUUUCAACGGUUGCCGUGGAACAAGAAUUUAGUUCGACCGGCAAUGUUCUAACACAAACCAGAACGAGGUUGAG